AUGUUGAGGACGACAUUCCUGCUGUCUUGCCUCCUUGCUCUCGCUCUGAUCCCUGGGACGCACACCAAAGAGACGAGCGGAACUGGAGCCAACACAGAGAUCACAGGGCUGCGGUUGGAGGAUGUGGUGGGAGGGAUGCGAAGGGUGAUGGAGAAGGCAGCGCACUCACUGCGACUGUCGGAGCUCCCGCUGCAGGAGGUGGCGCGGUUGCAGGAGGAGCUGCACGCGAGCCUGUCGAGAGCCGCGGCUUCAAAGCAGCGAUGGCUGGAGGCAAACGACCUGGCCAAGUACAACGGGCUGAAGAAGGAGCCCUACCUGACAGUCCCCGUCGACCUCAACGUUGUGUUCCUAGGUUUCGCGGGGGAUGGGCACUACAAGCUGAACCUCGCUGAGCGCACGUUGCGUCCAUGGUUCGAGCAUAUGCAGCAGACCCUUCCUCACUCCUUUGUCCCCUCCUCCGAAUCCUCCGACUCCUCCGCCCCCCAGCCGUCUCACGUCUACUUCAAGUACCACCUGCGCGUGCUCGAGCUGCACGAGGACGUGAACUCGGUGAUCGAGUCUCUCAUCUGGGACAACGCGCGACCGGAAGACCCAUGGCAGGAGGGCCCGGCCAUCUCGUGGACGUCGCAGGACAUGCACCAGGUCGACAUCGUUCCCGUCGAGAACGCGCUGACCGACCUCGUCGACACUCUGCGGCUCAACGGCUCCUACACGCUCUUCCUGAUGAACCCGAAGCUGCCGUACCCGGACUUCAACUAUGGGUACCGCUAUGGCUUCUCGCAGGCCGAGCUCGACCGCAUGCACGAGAACGCGACGCUGCUGGAGCAGCUGAUGGGGCGAGACAAGGUGAGGCCCAUCCUGCGAAUGUCCGAUCAGCUCAAGGAGGAUGUUCACUCCCUCCACGCUCACAUCCGAACCAUCCCUGGGCACGGCAGCACGUCUGAGGAGGAGCUGGAGGAGAAGAGGAGGGAGCUGAACAAGAAGGUGGAGGACAAGUCGCGAGAGAAUGUGAAGACGCGAAAUCAUGAGGGAGAGAUCCAUCCCGAGACCCGAGGAGCAGAGAAACUUCACUCUCGGGGGCGACCCAAGUUCAAAGACAUGCGAGAUCUGAGCCAAGCAUGGGCUGCCAUCUACAAGCAGGCGCUGCAUGACCUCAGCUACUGGAAGCGACACCCGGCGGAGGAAGUUGAAGAUGCUGAUGACGAGGAGCUGGAGCAAGCCUAUGACAAGGAGCUGCGGACACUGUAUGGCACUCAGAAAGGAAAGCAACUGCCCCCCGACAUGAUGUUCGAGGUUAUGGCCACCCGACUCCUGCAGUCUCGCUCAGAAGACGAUAGGGAAUACAUCCGCGCUGUUGCUCAGGACAAGCACGUCAAGGAAGACUGUCUAGUGGACAACUGGAUCUCUCGCCAUCGGUUCGCCUUCAUUGACUUCUCCUCCGGUCCCUUCGAGUGGGGGCCGAUAGUAGGAGGUAAAGGGGUGAGGAGCUUCCGGACGAUUCCGGACAUCAUCUCCUUGAAGGAGGCGGCGACGGACUUCACGGCGGGAGGGCAGUGGAAGGAUCCAGCGUACGUGAACAAGAUUCAUCGGCAGGUGCGGGAGCAUGGCAUCGAGAAGCUGAUGGAAGAGAAGAAGAUGCUCCUUGUUUUCCUCAACCAACAAUGCCACAACGAUGGUGGUAAAGACCAGGGGAGCACAUGCACUGAGCUUCGGCACAAACUCUCAGCUGUUGAGGCUUUCAUCAAGACACACGCCAAGGUGGAGACGGAGUCGGACGAGGAGACCAUGCAGCACUUGAGCUUCAUCACAGGAGGACCCCACGAGGGUGCCAACAUCUCCCUCGUCCAGCACAGCAUGUUCGCUAAGCUCGGAAGCAUCAUCCAGUCGACUCAGCGGCAGCUCUUCACGCCCCCUGCCUCCGCUGCUCCUGCCCCCUACGCUGCCAACAUCCACUUCCACGUCUACCUCAUCACAAACCACAACACGUACAAGCCGGAGGGGAAGCAGCACUUCGACUACUCGAAGUUUCAGUCGGAGCUGGAAGCCUUCAGGUGGGAGGAGAAGAACAGGAAGAAAGAAGUUGACGACAAGGUCAGGCUACCCCGACAGAAGUACAACUUCGUACUGCACAAGUAUUCCAUGGCGGAAGACCAGGCGCUGGCUGUCGCAUAUGCAAAUGCUCUACGAGCAGCUGUUGUUGCAACUCUCAAGGUUGACGGACGGUUUGUGGCGACGAAGAGGAUGUACCUCGACUCUCAGGUCCUCCAGAAACAUCUGCAGCUGCUGCACGACCAUCUCUCGGGCUCUGAGGGCGCAAGAGAGGGAGGAGGAGACGGAGAGUUUGGAGUGAACAAGCGCGACAUCCCCAUCUUCUUGUUCUCUAUGGAUGCUCCUCUCCCCCUACAGUUCAGCAACUGGCAGCUGGUGAACGAGGGGGUUGAGAUCCUCCAAGGAACGUCGACGAACCUUGACAACCUGGAGGUUCUGACCUUCUCUUGCUCUCGUGUCGUGACGCUGCAGCAGCUCCACGUCGCUGUCAAGCUCAGCUGGAAGAAAGCGAUCGCUGAUGUCCAUCGGCUCGACUUUCAGAGCGCUCUUCCCAACGUUCACAGUGCACUUAGAAACGCUCGACAUUUUCGCAAUCUUGCUCGGCAUACUCAAGAGCUUCUCUUGCUCAGCAGCUGCAUGCAUCCUGUUCACAACGCGCCCUUCGACUGGGGCCUGGUGCUGGUGACCAUCGCAGCCGUCGGGUGCGUCUCCAUCUACUCCUUCCUCGCCCCCACCCGCACCAAACCAAAAAUAAGCUGAGCAACUGCUGUAAUGAACCAACCCUGCCUCUCG
Molecule: messenger RNA, 2841 nt
Organism: Guillardia theta CCMP2712
Lineage: Eukaryota; Cryptophyceae; Pyrenomonadales; Geminigeraceae
Exons: 21
Coding region: 1-2808 (935 amino acids)
Source: RefSeq, a predicted model, not a curated record